CUUUCUUUCGUGAAUGACAGUUCGUUGAACUUGUUUUUGUGCGCAUUUCGGUCUUCGAAAAUGUUCUGAUUUUUUGUUUGGGAAGAGAAGAAUCGACGUUUCCUUCAGUUGAUUGCGUUUCCUUUUCUCCGUCAUCAUUUUAUUUUACUAUCAAUGUGUUGCCGUCUAGACUCAUGAAAACAAGAUGUCAAAGAUAUUCACACCCACCAACCAAAUUCGUUUGACGAAUGUGGCGAUAGUUAGGUUAAAAAAAGGUGGUAAACGAUUUGAAAUAGCAUGUUACAGGAACAAAGUAUUAUCGUGGAGAAAUAAAGUAGAGAAAGAUAUUGAUGAAGUUUUACAGACACACACUGUGUUUACUAAUGUUUCCAAAGGGCAAGUAGCUAAGAAAGAAGAUCUUGUAAAAGUGUUUGCGAAGGAAGACCUAACAGAAAUAUGCAAAGAAAUUUUAGAAAAAGGUGAACUACAAGUAUCGGACAAAGAGAGGCAUUCUCAAAUUGAAUCCUUGUUUAAAGAUAUAGCUACUACUGUGGCUGAUAAAUGCAUAAAUCCUGAAACCAAAAGACCUUACCCGGUGUCAAUCAUAGAAAAAGCAAUGAAAGAUAUUCAUUUUUCUGUGAAUGUUAAUAAAAAUGCUAAGCAACAAGCUCUUGAUGUAAUUCAGCUGCUCAAGAAAGAAAUUCCUCUUGAGAGAGCUCAGAUGAGAGUUAGGAUUCUUCUUACAGGCAAAGAUGCACGCAAAACUAAAGAAAAAGUUGUUAAGUUAACAACAAGUGUAGAAGAAGAAAACUGGGAUUCUGGAAAUGCCAACAUAAUUUGCCUUAUUGAUCCUGGGAAUUUCAGAAAUUUGGACGAAUUGAUAAGGACAGAAACUAAAGGUAGUGGCCAAUUUGAAUUGCUUAAUUUAAAGGAAAUGGUUGAAGGAGAACAAGCACUGUAAUUCUAAUGACACCUUAUUAUUAAGUGAAUUUAAUUUGUUUCUAUUUAUAUGUGUAAUAAAACUAAUAAGUUAUUACUGA
Messenger RNA from Leguminivora glycinivorella, 1019 nucleotides. RefSeq names its product ribosome maturation protein SBDS (gene Sbds). NCBI's taxonomy places the organism in Eukaryota, Metazoa, Arthropoda, Insecta, Lepidoptera, Tortricidae. Gene Ontology annotation, biological process: ribosome biogenesis; cytosolic ribosome assembly. The record is from RefSeq and is a predicted model, not a curated record. The transcript is spliced from 2 exons. Bases 185 to 940 code for a protein of 251 amino acids.